AUGCCAGUCUAUUCUGUUUCACACAUUGAAAAUGUCCGUAUCUGUGUCAUCAUGGUCGGUUUACCCGCUCGAGGGAAAUCGUUGAUUGCGCAGAAGAUUGUGAGGUAUCUUCUGUGGCUAUCUAUUAAAAGCAAAUGUUUCAAUGUUGGUUCUUAUAGGCGUCUUUUAACGCUGAGAGAGGAUACGACUUAUGACUUCUUCGACCCAAAGAAUGAGGAAGGUCUUAAAAUCAGAGCUGAGGCAGUUAAUCAGGCUGUGAAUGAUAUGAUGAAAUGGUUUGCUGAAGAGAAUGGUGUCGUGGGUAUCCUCGAUGCUACCAACUCCACAAGAGAGAGAAGAUCUCAACUCCUUAAAUUGUGCAGAGAGAACUUGAUUGAGCCAAUCUUCUUGGAGCUGUGGUGUGACGAUAAGGAAUUAAUUUUGCAGAAUAUCGCUGAUGUGAAAACAACAUCGCCAGACUAUGUUGAUCUUGACUCGGAAUAUGCCACAAGUGACUUCUUGGGCAGAAUCAAACAGUACGAAAAGUAUUACGAGACGAUGGAUCUGGCCGCUGAUGCCGACUUAACUUUCAUUAAGCUUGUCAACGUCACGUCACAAAUCAUUGUCAACAGAAUCGAAAGUUACUUGGAACUGAGAAUCGUCUACUACGUGAUGAAUUUGCACAUCAAGCCUCGUAGUAUCUGGUUGUCAAGACACGGUGAAUCCCAGUACAACUUGACUGGCCAAAUCGGAGGUGACCUGGACCUUUCCGAACGCGGUUGGAGAUACGCCAAGAAGCUUCCCGAGCUUGUACUUAAGUCACUUGGGGAAGAACACAAGCAUACAAACCUCACUGUCUGGACAUCGACAUUGAAGAGAACCCAACAAACUGCAUCAUUCUUGCCUUACAAGAAAAAGCUAGAGUGGAAAGCUUUGGAUGAAUUAGAUGCUGGUGAAUGUGAUGGUAUGACUUACGAAGAGAUUGAAACAGAGUUUCCCGAUGACUUCAAGGCCCGUGAUGAUAACAAAUAUGAGUACCGUUACCGUGGAGGUGAGCUGUACAGAGAUAUUGUCAUCCGCUUAGAGCCAAUCAUCAUGGAAUUAGAACGUCAAGAAAAUAUUCUCAUUAUUACCCAUCAAGCUGUGUUGCGUUGUCUAUAUGCUUACUUCAUGAAUGUGCCUCAAGAAGAGAGUCCAUGGAUGCUGAUUCCUUUGCAUACGCUUAUCAAGUUGGAGCCUCGUGCCUAUCUGACUCUUGUGCUGCGAAUCAAGGCGGACAUUCCAGCUGUCAGUACAUAUAAGGAGAAGGGUACUUCGCAACUUGGAGAAGGUUCAGGAAAUGAAGGGGCGGUAAAGAGUCGUGAUUUGAUAUCGAAUUCGGCCACUUAG
Candidozyma haemuli is the source of this 1368-nucleotide messenger RNA. RefSeq names its product fructose-2,6-bisphosphatase. Gene Ontology annotation, cellular component: cytosol. Gene Ontology annotation, biological process: fructose metabolic process; fructose 2,6-bisphosphate metabolic process. The record is from RefSeq and is a predicted model, not a curated record. Gene Ontology annotation, molecular function: ATP binding; 6-phosphofructo-2-kinase activity; fructose-2,6-bisphosphate 2-phosphatase activity. Bases 1 to 1368 code for a protein of 455 amino acids. The transcript has a single exon. NCBI's taxonomy places the organism in Eukaryota, Fungi, Ascomycota, Pichiomycetes, Serinales, Metschnikowiaceae.